Messenger RNA from Eurytemora carolleeae, 2148 nucleotides. RefSeq names its product nuclear pore complex protein Nup88 (gene mbo). The coding region runs from base 104 to 2011 and encodes 635 amino acids. Gene Ontology annotation, biological process: protein import into nucleus; mRNA export from nucleus; ribosomal large subunit export from nucleus. Lineage: Eukaryota; Metazoa; Arthropoda; Copepoda; Calanoida; Temoridae. The transcript is spliced from 7 exons. Gene Ontology annotation, cellular component: nuclear pore. The record is from RefSeq and is a predicted model, not a curated record. Gene Ontology annotation, molecular function: structural constituent of nuclear pore.
UUGAAAAACUAAAGAGCUGGAGACAGAUAUUUGUUGCCUUAUAGUGAAAAAAUAAAAAAAAACAAAAAAUACUUUUAUAAAAAUCCAAAAGAAAGAUUUAAGGAUGAAAGAGAUAUCAGGAUUAAAUCCUGUUACACGUGGAGCUAUAUCUGCUCUGCUCGGUCCCGCUCUAGAUCCUAGCUCACAAACCACAUCUAUACUCAACACUGUAGAUGAUCAUUUAUUCCUAUGGAACGCAAGAGAACAGUCUGUGCUUGCUGUAAACCUGUCUUGCAGAGGAGAGAACAAAAUUCAAACCUUAAACCUUGCAGACUGCCCUCAGCAUACAGUUUCAGGUUUGUCUGUGAGCAAAUCAGCUCGAUGGUUAGCAGUGUACGGAGAGGACGGAGUCACAGCAGUUGAGGUACCGCGGAGGAGUGGAGGGGAUGGGAGGUUUGGAGGAGGAGAUUCAGAACUCCUCUGCAGAUCCAUAUCAGUUUACAGAGAGCGUGAUGAUCGGAAGGUUCAGAAAGCUAGCUGGCAUCCAGGUUCUCCAGGAGAAAACCAUCUCCUAGUUCUAACUACAGAUGGAUCCCUUACUCUCUACUUUGUCGGAGAAACAUCGUCCCGUAUUUUCCAUCAGGUCAACCUCGGCGGGAGCCGGGUAGAAACCGCCCUCGGAGAAACGGCGGUAGAUUUCUGCUUUGGAGCAUCGGUCGAGAGAAAGGACGGGAAUAUUUGGCCGAUUUUUGUUCUCUGGGCGGAUGGCGAUGUUUUCUAUGUGAACGCUGAUUUAGCUGAGGAAUGGCGUGUGGAAGGCCCGGUAGAAGUAAACCCGCCACAGUCGACCGAUUUCAGUGUCGAAUCCUGUAGUAUUCUAGCCGUCGGCGGUAAAACAGGACCGCCGGUAUUAGUGAUUGCUCAGGUUGGAGGAAACAUCCUCCAUCACGUGAUGCUGGGAGAACCUGGAGGAAAGAUUAGUUUACAUUUAUACCAACAGUUGGAGUUGGACCUAGGUCCCCUUAACUCUACAGAUUCCGUAUUCUCCUGCCCAGUCCGUCUUAUCUCCGACUCCAGUAAUAAGAGUAGAUAUUUAGCUGUACAUGGAUCAGGACUCCACCAGGUUGAACUACCAAUCACAGAGAGCGAGAAUCUGAUCGACACAGAUCUUCAGUGUAUAGUGGAGCAUCUGAUCUGUACCCGUCCUACCCUGGACUCCACCCCUGCUCCUCUACUGGGAGCAUCUGUUUACUAUCCGCCGGCUACUCUAGUCUGUCUAAUGGCGGAUCAUUCUAUUCACACGCUUAAAUCCAAACCCUCCGCCUCCUUCAGUGCAUCCUCCCUCACAGAAAACUCUAAGGAUGAAACCCUGCAAUCCUACUCGUGCUCUUCGGAUAAUAUAGAAGAUAGAGUCAAAAGCAUCUUCUCCAGAGACUCAACCCAACCCCUGAUCAUCUCAGCACCUGGAACCAAUGUAACCCAAACGGAAACCCUGGAACUACUGUGUCGUGCAACGGAAACCCUGAAAGCUGAAUAUAUCUGCAAGAUCGUAAAAGUCCGAGAUGAACUUGCCUCGGAGAUAAAACUUCUAAAAGGAAAGAAGAGCAGUCAGGAAAACCUUCUACGUAAACUUGAAACAACAAGGAUGGAGUUGAGAAAGAACGCUGAGAGUUUGAGUGAAAAGUACGAGGACGUGAAGGAUCGAGGCUCCGACCUCGCGGCCCGGGUUGAGUCUGUCCUCUCCAGGGUUCAGACUAGAGCUCCGACGGCGAGUGAUGCUGAGCUAAAGAUGGCGCGAGAUCUCAAGAUGUUGAAGAACAAGAUGGAGCAGAUGAAGGUAGCAACAGAGCAACUCAAGGAGAAGGACAAAUAUCAGAAAUAUCAGAUGGAGAAUGUUCGGGCAGAUUCUAAACAAUGUUCUCUAACUGAAGAUCAGGUUGAGAACCUGAAGGAAGUUCUUCAAGGAGAUAGUUUAAUUAUUACUGAUCUAGUAAAACAAAUCAGUUCAGCUAGGAAGGAUAUUGCUCUGUAGUUGAACUGAUCUAGUGAAACAAAUCAGUUCAGCUAGGAAGGAUUUUGCUCUGUAGUUGAACUGAUCUAGUAAAACAAAUCAGUUCAGCUAGGAAGGAUAUUGCUCUGUAGUUGAACUGAUCUAGUGAAACAAAUCAG